AUGAGGAAGAGAAGAAAAAGCAUUUUGCAGCAUUUAGUCGCAGUAGAUGUGCCAACCUGUAGCAAGAGUUCAUGUCUUGACGUUCCUUUUUGUUUCAUCAACUCUCCCCAGGCGGAGCAGCAGUUUCUCCAGGUACAGGAGGACAGACGGACCAUGCAACAAGAAAUCACAACGGUGCAGGCAGAGGUUCGAACCCUGGGGGCAGAACUAGAGAAAACCAAUCGCACAGACUCCAAGUACAUCGACCUGGUCAAGAAAGAGCACGAGAUUCUCCUGGUGGAGAAGGACAUGACCAACAGGAUCAAGGCCCUGGACAAAGCCGAGAGGGAUUUCUUCUCUCUGCUCAGCGCUGCCGUCCGCGAGAGAAAAGAGAGAGAGAGAGCCCGGGCGGAGAAGACCAAGUACUGGUCCAUCAUCGGCUCAGUGAUUGGAGCUAUUAUUGGAAUCGUGGGGUCGACUGUCAACAACCAUCGGAGGAUGACGCAGAUGAGGGCAAUUCUCACUGAGUCAGGGGAGAGCACUGCAGAGUAUAAAGCUAUAACAGACAAAUUGUUACAAACUAUUAGCCAGAAUUCAACUUCCGAGAGCUUUCAUUUUAUCCAGAACACAGAGAGUGGUGAUGUGAACACACAAAAGCAAAAAUUUGAACCCGAUUCCUUCGUGGUCAGCUCGCAGCUGAUGGAGAAACAAAGGGAGGAAAUUCUACACAGCAUAGAUAAACAAUCAGCGGUUGUUAUUUCUCAACUCGACGAAAUUCACCGACUUGUCGGAGUCCAACGAGCCCAGCAAGGGGAGACAAAUGUGGUGUAUGUCGGGCCGGAGAUCCAGACGAUGUUAGAGAGUACGCGGGAGAGUCUAGGAGAGAGGAUGAAACAGAACACGCUGGCGUCUACUGCGGCUAUCUCCGGCGUGUUGUCCAUUGGCAUUCUGGCGCUGGUUUAUGUCAUCAGAGGCUCAUCUUGACCUGUACCGUCUACCAUUACUACCAAGGGUCUGUCCCCGU
Messenger RNA from Aplysia californica (California sea hare), 1003 nucleotides. Its product is annotated as mitochondrial potassium channel-like. The record is from RefSeq and is a predicted model, not a curated record. The transcript has a single exon. Bases 1 to 963 code for a protein of 320 amino acids. NCBI's taxonomy places the organism in Eukaryota, Metazoa, Mollusca, Gastropoda, Aplysiida, Aplysiidae.